Messenger RNA from Larimichthys crocea (large yellow croaker), 6077 nucleotides. RefSeq names its product membrane metallo-endopeptidase-like 1 (gene mmel1). NCBI's taxonomy places the organism in Eukaryota, Metazoa, Chordata, Actinopteri, Sciaenidae. Gene Ontology annotation, cellular component: plasma membrane. Gene Ontology annotation, biological process: protein processing. Gene Ontology annotation, molecular function: metalloendopeptidase activity. The coding region runs from base 361 to 2670 and encodes 769 amino acids. The transcript is spliced from 24 exons. The record is from RefSeq and is a predicted model, not a curated record.
CAUAUCAUAAUCCUCUUCAGACCUUAUAACACCCACAUCCCCGAACCUUUUCUUUUUCUUAUCACAGGACUGUAAUCGAAAACAAUCCAGUCCUAUCACCUCCCAUCUGCCUCCUCUCUCUCUCUCUCUCUCCCUCCCUCCGUCUCUUGCUCUCACUCUCUCUCUGCUGCCUCACUCAUUCCCUGAGCAGCACACUGAACUGGAUAACGUCUCCUUCAACCCGCAGCACAGACUCAUUUCUCUACACACCAGCUCUGAGUGGAUGCUCAGCAGGGGUGUUUGAGAUAUUAGCCCGCUGUGGGAGAACGGCUCAGGGACUUCUACCAACCACAUACAAAAGAGCCGGCAGUCAGGAGGAAUAUGGGCAAAUCCGAAAGCCAAAUGGACAUCAUGGAGAAAUCAAGUAAACCUGGAAAGCGUCGUUGGACUGUUGCAGAAAUUGGUCUGUCCGUGCUGCUGCUGUUGGUCAGCUGUGCCUUGGCCGGGCUGGUAGUUCUCUACACAUCAGCUGUGAAAGAGCAAUCUAACAGGUCGAGUGUGUCAAGGAGCUCAACAGCUGAAGGCCAGCUGUUUCGCUCCAGCCUCAACAGUGUGUGCACAACUGCGGACUGUGUUACCGCAGCCGCUCGCCUCUUGCAGAACAUGGAUAAAUCUGUGAAGCCUUGUGAUAAUUUCUACAAGUACGCCUGCGGGGGUUGGCUGGAAAGACAUGUCAUCCCAGAGACGAGCUCCCGUCACAGCGUCUUUGACAUUCUGAGGGACAAGCUGGAGAUUGUCCUCAAAGGUGUUCUUGAGACGGAGAAUGAGCAGGACAGAGAUGCCAUCAGGAAGGCCAAAAUACUCUACAGCUCCUGCAUGAAUGAGAGCCUCAUAGAGCAGCGUGACUCCCAGCCCCUCCUGAAUCUCAUUGACAGUAUCGGAGACUGGCCUGUGGCAUCAGAUGACUGGAACACCACUACAGAGGAUACAUGGAGCCUCGAGGACACACUGGCAACACUUACUGCUCGUUUCCACAGGAAGGUUAUACUCGACAUGUAUGUGUGGACGGACGACCGUGACUCUCGGCGCCAUAUAAUUUAUAUUGAUCAGCCAGGACUUGGAAUGCCAUCAAGAGAUUAUUACUUCAAUGAUGGAAACUACAAAAAGGUCCGCGAGGCCUAUCUCCAUUUUAUGGUUUCUAUUGCGAAGAUAACCCGAGAAGACAGGAACUUGACUCAGGAUGACGACCGUGUGUGGGAGGAAAUGAUGCAAGUGCUGGAGCUGGAGACAGACAUCGCCAACGCCACAUCACCAGCAGAGGAGCGUCAAGAUGUCACUGUUCUCUACAAUAAGAUGACACUUGGAGAGCUGCAGAGCACGUUCAACUUUCAUGGUUUUAACUGGACACGAUUUAUUCAAGGUGUGCUGUCCAGUGUGUCCAUUGACGUCCAGCUCGAGGAAGAGGUGGUGGUGUACAGCUCUCCCUAUCUCGAGAAGAUGAAUGAAGUUCUCGCCAGGCACAGUAGCAGAACUGUGCAGAACUACCUCACCUGGCAGCUCAUCAGUGAGAGAGUUAAUAGCUUGAGCCGCCGUUUCAAAGAUGCCAGAGCCCGCUACAGGAAGACUCUCUAUGGGACCACUGUGGAGGAUGCCUGGUGGCGAGAAUGUGUCCGUUAUGUCCAGAGCAGCAUGGAGAACGCAGUUGGGGCUUUGUAUGUGCGGGAGACCUUUGCUGGAGAAAGCAAACAAAUGGUCAGUGACCUCAUCAGUAAGAUCCAGCAAGCUUACGUGGAAACACUGGAGGAGUUAAGCUGGAUGGAUGCUCCCUCAAAGGAGAAGGCAAGAGAGAAGGCCAUGGCAAUCAAGGAGCAUAUUGGCUAUCCAGAUCAUAUUCUGCAGGAAAGCAACCAGAAGCUUGACAAGGAGUACACUCAUCUUAAUUUUAGCCAAGAACAUUACUUUGAGAACAUACUGGAGAACCUCAAGUCUGAAGCACACAAGAGUCUGAAGAAGCUCAGAGAACCAGUUGACCCGGACUUGUGGAUUAUCGGUGCAGCUGUGGUGAAUGCAUUCUACUCACCCAACAGAAACCAGAUAGUGUUUCCAGCAGGAAUCCUGCAGCCGCCUUUCUUCAGCAAGCAGCAGCACCAGGCUCUUAACUUUGGCGGGAUAGGAAUGGUUAUCGGACAUGAGAUCACGCAUGGAUUUGAUGACAACGGGCGCAAUUUUGACAAGGAUGGUAAUAUGCUAAACUGGUGGAGUAAUUACUCCGCUGAGCAUUUUAAAGAGCAGUCACAGUGCAUGGUGCAACAAUAUGGCAACUUCAACUGGAAGCUAGCUGGUGGACAAAAUGUCAGUGGAAUCAGCACUUUGGGGGAGAACAUUGCAGACAACGGAGGGGUUCGUCAAGCAUAUAAGGCUUAUCUAAAGUGGGUGGAGAUGGUGGGUGAAGAAUCUCGGCUACCUGGUCUAGACAUGGAUCACAAGCAACUUUUCUUUCUUAACUUUGCCCAAGUGUGGUGCGGUGCUUAUCGGCCUGAGUAUGCCAGCCAGUCAAUCAAGACUGACUCACAUAGUCCCUUAGAGUACAGGGUACUUGGAUCGCUCCAAAAUUUUGAAGCGUUCUCAGAAGCUUUCCAGUGCCAAAAAGGCAGUCGAAUGAACCCCGAGCUGAAGUGUCGUGUCUGGUAGAAAGUUUUACUUUCGGGCGACUCAAAUCAAAAAGAACAAGUUCUACUUCUUAAACCCACAGGGACAUCCUGCUUAUUCCAAUUUAUUUGGGGCAGAGUAAUGACACAGAUAUUUGCUUAUACUGUAGAUGUAUUUAAAGUGGAUGACAUCUUGGAAUACACCCUAGUUUCAAAACUUGCAACACAUAUACUAUAAAAAAGAAACUUGCUUGAGUAUCUUCUCAAGUUUGACGUGUUGUCUCUGGAUGAGUAGGUCACUUGUUCUUUUUUUUUGCUGUGUCCCACGACAGAUGAUGAGUGGGUACAUGAAUAAAAAGGCUACAUAGAAAACUAAUACCUUGUGAAAAGGUAAAAGCUUAGAUGGCUGGCUUUAACUGCUUUGCCAGCCUUUCUUCAAUUACUCCUUAAAAAAAAAAAAUCUCUUGUGCAGAUCUUUGUGAUUUAUCUAUCAUCAUUCGGCACCGAGUUGCCUGGUGUCUUUCCUCUGAUGUAUUGUUUUCGAGACUUUGUGCCACUUCAGAAGAAACAAUAGUGAACAAAACUAAGUUUGGCUAAAGAGUGAGAAAUAAAUGAAAGCUCUGGGCUUUGCUGAAGGAAAGCUACAAGAGAAUUAGUCACACUCCGAGAGUUUGGUCAUUCACUGUUACAUGAAACAAAUUAUCUAAAGACUUUAAGACUGUUAAAUCUUUGCAGCUUUAACCUUAAAUUAACAUUCUGAGAGAGCUGUGGCUUUCAACAUUUUUACACUGAUAGAGUGGAUAAAUAUUUAAAUUUACAAAGCUAUUUAGUACUUUUUUGAGGAUCUUUCUUUAUCACGUUCUGCCAAUGACUGUUGCUCAAUACUCGCUGCAGAAAUGUAUACGUAUGUCAUGACAGUUUUCUGUAAAGGAACUACUACUUUUCCCCUGUCCUAGAGUGAUGGGAUAAUGACGAAAAACCAAUGUAUAUCACUGUAUUGCAUUAUUCGUUACUGCCAAGUGUAGAUGCAGGUUUGGAUAUACGGUCGGUUGCUAAUCACAGCUGUGUUGCCUGUUUGACUCUCGCUUCACCUUUUACAUGAUUUUGAGAGGCUGAUAUAUAUAAAACUCCCAUGUUCCGUUUGUUACAUGGCAUGUAACUGCAUUUAUUCAAAAACUAUAAUGUCUGUCUGCUUGUAUGAUAUUUGUAAAUUUACAUUUAACUUGACAUGCUGAUCGAUUUCUUGUUUUUUCCUUCACCCCCUGAGAGGAGGGAGACACGAACCCACAGUCAUUACAAGACUUUUAGCCUCUAGGCAUAGCCAAUUACAUGCCAAGGGGGGAGAAACAAGAGACCCCCUCACACAUGGACAAGCAGCAGAUGAAGUGGUUUGCCCUCUGAGCUCACAUUGAUCAGUGCUGUGUAAGAUGAAAGGAUGAAGUGCGGUGUGCUGAAGCGUGGCGAUCGCUGUCUCUGAACCAGGUGCCCGCAGGCAGACACACUAAAGAAUGGUGCUUGUCAUUAAAGAGAUGGCCGGGGCCAGGACUGUUAUUUUCUACCUUUAUUAACAAGUAAUGACAGGAGAAUCAAAGCAGAGCAGAACUCAAAAUAGAGGACAGAGGAAGUGGCUGCAGGUAGUUAGUUUUCGUGUGGAAUAGAGCUUUCAAACACGGCAGAAAAAAAGACAAACACAUAUAGUCGGUUUUGAAUGUAUGUUCACAUUCAGGAUGCCUUGGUAAACUGAACACCACUUUUUAGGCCAAAUUGAAUGUGCGUGUUGAAACUUCACAUCCUCAGCCUUCACAUAUUGGCAAAUACUGUUGUGUUUAAGCAGGAGAAGAAAACACAUUGAUGAAAGACUGUUUUACUCAGAAUGUAAAGCUGAUAGUGUUAAAGCGAACGUUAGAUAUUUUCAGAAAUACACACACUUGCUUUUUUCUGGUGAGAGUUAGAUGAGAAAACUGAUACCUCGCUCAUGUUCUUUAAAGGUCCAGUGUGUAGGAUUUAGUGGCAACUAUCAAGGCUACAACCAGCUGAAUACCCCUCUCCUCAACUAUAGUGGCUGCAAACCUGUGAAAAAUGUGAUAUCUUGAGCCAGUGUUUAGUUUGUUUAUUUGUUCUGGGCUACUGUAGAAACAUGGCGGACCGCCUGAAAGAGGACCCGCUCCCUCUGUAGAUAUAAAGCGUUCAUCCUAAAGUAAACUUUCAGGUUAAAAUAUACUGAUAGUGUAACAUUUAAGGGUAUCUAUGGACAGAAGUGGGAUAUCAUAUUCAUAACUAUGUUUUCAUCAGUGUAUAAUCACCUGAAAAUAAGAAUUGUUAUGUUUAUGUUACCGUAGAAGCCUUUUAUAUCAACAGAGGGUCCUCUUUCAUGGAUUCUGCCAUUUUGAACCAAUUUGUUUCUACAGCAGCCCAGAGGGAACAAACUAAACACUGGCACUACAUAGCACCUUUCUUUUACAAGUUUCAUGGUCACUGUAGUUUCUCCUUCAUGCUUGAACUAGAUGCCACUAAAUCUUGCACACUAUACCUUUAAAUAUAAGCUACAGCCAGCGGCCAGUUAUCUUAGUGUAACAUUAAGAGCAGAAACAGGUCAAAACAGCAAGUCUGGCUGUGUCAAAGACUAACAAAAUCUGCUUUCCUGUAAAACUGAUUAAAACGUUAUAAGUCAUUUUUUGCCUGUACAAAAGCCAACAUGUAAUGUGGGUUAUAUGGUGGACUAAUUCUUAGGUAACUCAUAGAUUUUACAUUUAAGUUUCUGUGCAGUGCUCCCUGCCUCCAGUCUUUGUGCUAAGUUAAGCUGACUGGGCUGUUUGCUGUAGCUUCAUAUCUAACAGACAAACAUAACAGUGGUAUCAAUCUUAUCCUCUCACUCUCACCCAGAAAGCAACAAAGCGUAUUUCCACAAAUGUCUAUUCAUUUAAACAACAAGGCACAUUUGUCAUGUUUGGUUCAAAGAAGUGCUGGAGGAUAAAUCAUAGGCUAUGAUGCAACAUAGGGCUGCCGUUUGAAGGGCAACAGCGUAGACUCGUGUAUUUUCUAUGGUUUUGCUCAAAAAGAGUAAAGCAGUUCAACGGUUGUUGACUGGUAACAAAGAGUAUAUAAUAUAAAAUGUGUUAUUGUAGAUACUCGAUGUUCUAUACUGCAGUAUUUACAUAUAAAGGAUUCAAAUCAGGUAAGAAAGAGAGCGUACAUUUCUUACCUUAGUUCUUAGCUUCACAUUUACUUACAUGGUGAAAUUGUGUCGUUUUAAAAUUACCAGCCAAGUAAAAAUACAUUUUUAUUAUAUAUGAACAUGUUAUAUCUGUAUACGAGUCAGAGGAGUUUAUUUAUCUACAUGAAUAUUUAUGAAAUACUAUUGUUGCUUUGCAAGAAUUCAGACGUUAAAUAUGUUUUUUGAAUGUUCCUGCUGCUAUGUAAUCUAGAUUGCCAUUAAAGUGACUGUCUCAA